AUGGAAUUAAUACUGCUGUCAGUAUUGGUUGCUUACGUUGCAGCUGCACCAGAACGUCACGACGACCAUGUGUUUCCGGCUGAUGACAUAAUCGAACUGCCAGUGGGAAGGUUUCCUGACCCUGAUUGCGAGUACUCGGUGUUCCGUAAUGGACCAAUGGGACCGAAAGUCAAUAGGUUAGCGACUAUAUCUGGACAAUAUUAA
Messenger RNA from Necator americanus (New World hookworm), 204 nucleotides. RefSeq lists its product as uncharacterized. The coding region runs from base 1 to 204 and encodes 67 amino acids. The transcript is spliced from 2 exons. The record is from RefSeq and is a predicted model, not a curated record. Lineage: Eukaryota; Metazoa; Nematoda; Chromadorea; Rhabditida; Ancylostomatidae.